ACACGCCUACUGAGCUUCAAAACGACGUUGUUUUGCAUCGAAUUGAUUCCUCAAAUCGUUAAUUGUUUAAAAUUAAAUAAUCCAACAUCCAUUGGGUCGGCCAAAUGCGAAAGGCGAUACAGAAAAGAAUGGAAGCAAAGAAGUAUGUAUGGGAGGGCGCGAUUCCUCUUCAGAUCCAUCUACACGAAUCCCAAGUGACCACUCUGCCUCCUCCUCCUCCUUCCCUGAUCUUAGCUCCUCGAAUCGGCUAUCUGCCGCUGUUAGUUCCUUUGAUAAAGCCUCAUUUUAGUAGCACACUUCCUCCGGGUGUUGAUACCAUUUGGUUUGAAUACAGGGGCCUUCCUCUCAAAUGCCAAAACCAACCACCCAACGGAGGCUUCUUUUGUUGCAGGUACAUACCAACUGGAGUUCUUUUUGAUCUUCUAUGUGCGGAGCCUGAAAGGCCUUGGAAUAUCACUGUGCAUUUUAGAGGAUAUCCUGGAAAUGUAUUGAUACCCUGUGAUGGUGAAGAUUCUGUGAAGUGGAGCUUUAUAAACUCAUUAAAAGAGGCGGCAUAUAUAAUCAAUGGAAAUUGCAAGAAUGUGAUGAACAUGUCUCAGUCUGAUCAGCUGGAGCUUUGGCAUUCUGUCAUGAAUGGUAAUUUGGAGGCCUACCUACGGGUCUCGUCUAAGCUUAAACUUGCAACAAUUGAGGAUGAGUAUACAAGUUUGUGUUCAUCAAAAUCUCAACAAGGCUCUGGAGAAACAGAUUUUACUGGACAGGUCAAGACAGGCAGAGUUCCAGUUAGAUUAUAUGUCUGGAGCAUAAGUGAGGAUUUUGAUGAUUUGGAAGACUUGUCUCAAGUUGAUAGUUGGGAGAAGAUCUCUUACAUAAAUCGACCUAUUGAGAUCCACAAAGAAGGUAAAUGCUUCACAUUACAUGAUGCUAUGAAAAGUCUUCUGCCAGAAUUUUUUUCUGACGAAUCCUUAAGUGACUCGAAAUUAGCUAGAGUAGAUUUUGAGGAUGCACAGAAAAUUCCCUCAGAAGAUGUGAGCAGUAAUAAAGUUGUGGAAGACCAGGGACAAAAUGCAUAUGAACACCGAGAGGCUUGCUGCAUUUCCAGUAGUGCUGAAAUCAAGCUCAUCCGUAUUCAAGGUAUUGAACCAAAGUUAGAGAUACCCUUUUCUUGGCUGGUGAACAACUUAUUAAAUCCGGACCAUUUUCUCCACAUCUGUGUCUGUGUCAAAGUUCCACAGUGAAAUUCCAGAUGAGGGGAUAUAUGCGAGUUCUUUUUCCCUUGUUACAGGGAGCUGUAUAGGAUUGUUCAGAACAUUUACAUUGUCAAUAAAUUUACGUCUUUGUUUUAGCAAGCAAACGAAGGGGGCUAUGUUACUUUGAGAAGAGUAAUUUAAUUUUCAUUUUGCAACUGGCAUAAGGGCAGUUCUUUUCUUA
This is a messenger RNA of Theobroma cacao (cacao), 1431 nucleotides long. Lineage: Eukaryota; Viridiplantae; Streptophyta; Magnoliopsida; Malvales; Malvaceae. The record is from RefSeq and is a predicted model, not a curated record.